This is a messenger RNA of Hemicordylus capensis (graceful crag lizard), 2351 nucleotides long. RefSeq names its product D-beta-hydroxybutyrate dehydrogenase, mitochondrial-like. Gene Ontology annotation, molecular function: oxidoreductase activity. The transcript has 7 exons. The record is from RefSeq and is a predicted model, not a curated record. Lineage: Eukaryota; Metazoa; Chordata; Lepidosauria; Squamata; Cordylidae. The coding region runs from base 164 to 1201 and encodes 345 amino acids.
UGGCCUUUGUGCCCCCCCUGCCGCUGCCUCUUUCCCUCGCAGCCGCAUUCUGGUUGCCUGGCAACGGUUGCUGGGCUGCCCAGGCCCUCCUCGGGGCCCCUCCCUGGCUUCUCUCCCCAUCCAGAGCCCCAGAGGAAGACUCGGACUCUCCAGGCCUCCACCGAUGGCCACCCUACUAGCUGCCACCCGGAUCUCCCGGCCUCUGGCCCAGCUGGCCCUGAAAGCCCCACACCUCAAGGAUGCGGCCACCAGCCUCCGGCCCUUCUCGGUCUCCACCCUCCGGGGGCAGCAGCAGCAGCAGUCCGCGAACACGGAAGUCGACGAGAUCGGCGAGCGGCCCGUCCUCAUCACAGGCUGCGACUCGGGCUUUGGCUUCGCCCUGGCCAAGCACCUGCACGAGAAGGGCUUCAUCAUCUAUGCCGGCUGCCUGCUGAAGGAACAAGGGCGCGGCGGCUCCAAGGACCUGGAUAACAUGAAGAGUGACCGGAUGAGAACCGUGCAACUCAACGUCUGUGACAGUGAAGAUGUGGCACGUGCCGUGGACUACAUGACAGGAACCCUGAAGGACCCACAGACAGGGCUCUGGGGCCUGGUCAACAAUGCCGGGGUCUCCACCUUUGGGGAGGUUGAGUUCACCAGCAUGGACACCUACAAGGAAGUGGCAGAAGUGAACCUGUGGGGCACGAUCCGCACCACCAAGGCCUUCCUGCCUCUCAUCCGCCGAGCCAAAGGCCGGGUUGUGAACAUCAGCAGCAUGAUGGGGCGCAUGGCCAACCCGGCCCGCUCGCCCUACUGCAUCACCAAGUUUGGGGUGGAGGCGUUCUCGGACUGCCUGCGCUACGAGAUGCGCCCGCACGACGUGAAGGUCUGCAUCGUGGAGCCCGGGAACUUCAUUGCCGGCACCAGCCUGUACAGCCCCGAGCGCAUUAAAGCCAUUGCCGACAAGAUGUGGGACGAGUUGCCCGAGAUCGUGCGCCGGGACUACGGGCGGAAGUACUUUGACGAGCAGAUUGCCAAGAUGAAGUCGUACUGCAACAGCGGCUCCUCGGACACCUCCCCCGUCAUUGACAGCAUCACCCACGCCCUGACCUCCACCUCCCCCUACACCCGCUACCACCCCAUGGAUUACUACUGGUGGCUGCGCAUGCAGGUCAUGACCCACAUGCCUGCCGCCAUCUCGGACCGCCUCUACAUCUACUGAGGGGCGGCGGCAGCGGGAAGGGCGAGGCACUUGGCAGAGGACUCCGCGGUAGCCCCGGGUUAGUUGGUUUCCGAGUACUGUAUUUUAGGCCCACAAGGUGGCGUUAACUUAAACCCUUUGAGCAGAACUUACUCCUUGCAUGGUGUGUGUCGUAAGCAGGAAUCUGGUCUGUGUUUCAGAGGGACCCAGCUCAGCGCUAUUUAUUCCAGCUCUUCCCCUUUUCUCCUCCUCAAGUUGAGCUUGCAUUCGCAGUUGCUGGGGAGCAUUCGAGCUUCUGGACUCCUGCUGUCUCUGGCAGGUCUUCCCUGGGAGGCAGACUCCGGCACAAAGCCCCCCGCCCCGCCCCCUGCAGCUGCCGACCGGCCCAGAGGGCUGCUGGUGGGCUUUGGGCUCAGACCCCCAAGCCGCCCCCUGCCCCCCGGAUGGCCUGGGGCUGCUCCAUUUAGCUGUUGGGAGGGAGGGAGGGAGCCGAGCAAGCCCUGCCCCUCCGUGGGCGCCUCCGCUGCGCCUGCUUCUUCCACGCGCCUGUCGGAGGGUUCUGUGGGCCAGGCCCCUCCGCCCCCUUGAGGACCGAUGACUCCCCAGCGGGGGGGGGGGGGGUGUCUCACCCUGACCGCUGUCCUUGGCCCCUGGAGGGUGUGUGCAGGCCCCCUGUGCCAGGCCUGCUGGGAACUUGGCCCUCGGAGGAGGCAGGAGGCUUCCGGGAAGGAAUGUCUGUUCCUGGGGGGGUGGGACUGCCUCCCUCCCCCCUCCCCCUCCCUCCCUCCCUCCCUCCCUCAUGCAGGGCCUCCCCUCGAGCAGCCCUCUCCCCACCGCCACCCCCCACGCUGAACGCACACCAGAGGUGGGGCCAGCAGGGCCGAGUUGCCCUCCGAUCUGGCCAGCGCGGCCCUUGGGGGGCGGAGGGAGGAAGCAGACCCCGCAAGGAGGGCCUGGCCCUGGGUCCAGUCUCGGCUGUCUGUGCGCACGUCGGAGCACAACUCCUCCGGGAGAGAGAUUGGGGGGAAGAGGCGACCAAAGCAGUCACUGGAAGCCGAUGGAAAGCUUGCUGCAAGUGCGGGGGGGGGGGGCACCACACUCCUGCCCCACGCAGGGAAGUCUGAUCAAAUCCCUCCUGCCUUGAUUAACAUUAAACGACAGUGACAAAGCU